Messenger RNA from Rosa chinensis, 1060 nucleotides. Its product is annotated as calmodulin-like protein 30. The transcript is spliced from 2 exons. The record is from RefSeq and is a predicted model, not a curated record. Lineage: Eukaryota; Viridiplantae; Streptophyta; Magnoliopsida; Rosales; Rosaceae. The coding region runs from base 336 to 893 and encodes 185 amino acids. Gene Ontology annotation, molecular function: calcium ion binding.
CGAGGUUGGAAUUGUGAAUUGAACUUUGAUUUGGUGAUGAAUUUGUCAAAAUUGGAUGUGGAUAACUUUGAUUGAGAAAUUUGGGAUGUUGUGUAGGAUUGCAAGAUAGUAGUGUAUGAAUGGACAGGAAAGUGUAGGAGUUGCCAGGGCUCAGGAUACGCUAGUUAUUAUAAUAAAAGAGGGAAGGAAAAUGUCUGCAAAUGCAUACCUUGCCAAGGAAUCGCAUAUAAAGAUUGCACGAGAACACCCAAUUUCCACCAUCUCAUAUUGAAGGCUAUCUGGAGAGUUCCAUCAAAACUUGAGUCUGGUAUUUCCUCCGAUAAGCUGAGACAGAUAUGUCGAACGUGAGCUUCCUUGAUUUCCAGUAUAACCUUUCAAAAAGGAAGUUUCUGCGCAAACCAACUCGAUUGUUUUCCUCCCGGGACAGACAAAACUCUGGCUUAACACCUACUUUUGAGCCAAAUCUCAAUGAGAUGAAGCGGGUCUUUGAGAAAUUUGACACCAACAAGGAUGGGAAGAUAUCUCAGCAGGAUUACAAGACAAUAUUGAGAGCACUUGGAAAGGAAAGCAUGGUUGGAGAAGUGCCAAAGAUAUUCAAGAUUGUUGAUUUGGACGGGGAUGGGUUUAUUAACUUCAAGGAGUUCAUGGAAGUGCACAAGAAGGCAGGUGGGGUGAGGACAAUCGACAUCCAGAAUGCUUUCCAAACAUUUGAUCUGAAUGGGGAUGGAAAAAUAAGUGCGGAAGAAGUUAUGGAAGUGCUGAAGAGGCUGGGAGAGAGGUGCAGCCUCGAAGAAUGCCAGCGAAUGGUUAGAGCGGUAGACACCGAUGGUGAUGGUAUGGUCGACAUGGACGAGUUCAUGACUAUGAUGACCCGAUCCAUGCGACGUACUUAGAAACAUUCGAUGUGUGUCUGCAACUCUGCGUGUUUCUGUUCCUGUGUGUAAAACAGUUUGCUGUAUAAUUUGCUAUCUGUAGCUAAUGAUGGCCCUGAUCUUUGUUUGUCAACGGAAUAAUUAUGCUUCUUUUUCCUUUUUAUGAACCAAUUCGCUCAAUUAGAAUA